Messenger RNA from Puma concolor (puma), 1533 nucleotides. It is a transcript of the gene SLC16A14, whose product is annotated as solute carrier family 16 member 14. Gene Ontology annotation, biological process: transmembrane transport; monocarboxylic acid transport. NCBI's taxonomy places the organism in Eukaryota, Metazoa, Chordata, Mammalia, Carnivora, Felidae. The record is from RefSeq and is a predicted model, not a curated record. Gene Ontology annotation, molecular function: monocarboxylic acid transmembrane transporter activity.
AUGUAUACAAGUCAUGAAGAUAUUGGGUAUGAUUUUGAAGACGACCCCAAAGAUAAGAAGACACUUAAGCCCCACCCAAACAUUGACAGUGGGUGGGCUUGGAUGGUGGUUCUUUCCUCCUUCUUCGUGCACAUCCUCAUCAUGGGCUCCCAGAUGGCCCUGGGAGUCCUCAACGUGGAGUGGCUUGAAGAAUUCCACCAGAGCCGCGGCCUGACUGCGUGGGUCAGCUCCCUCAGCAUGGGCAUCACCUUGAUUGUGGGACCUUUCAUCGGCUUGUUUAUUAACACCUGUGGGUGUCGCCGGACCGCAAUAAUUGGAGGGCUGGUGAACUCCCUCGGCUGGGUAUUGAGUGCCUACGCAGCAAACGUGCAUUAUCUCUUUAUCACCUUUGGAGUGACAGCUGGCUUUGGAAGUGGGAUGGCCUACCUGCCGGCUGUGGUCAUGGUGGGACGGUACUUUCAGAAGAGACGCGCCCUUGCCCAGGGCCUCAGCACCACCGGGACGGGGUUUGGCACCUUCCUCAUGACGGUUUUGCUCAAGUACCUGUGCGCGGAGUACGGUUGGCGGAACGCGAUGUUCAUCCAAGGCGCUGUGUCCUUGAACUUGUGUGUUUGCGGGGCGCUCAUGAGGCCCCUCUCUCCUGGGAAGGAGCUCAACGACGACCGUGGAGGGAAGGAUCCACGGGUGGUCCCAGCUCAGUCCCCUGGAUCCAAGUCGAGCGGACAGUUGGACGGAGCAGAAGAGAAGGGUGGCAGGCCCAGGAAUGAGGAGACCCUCGGGGACCUCCCCGCCCAGGCGGGCCAAGAGAAGGCAGGGCACGGCCAGAACAUGGGCGCCUUUCGGGUCCUGAAGACGGCGAGCCAGCUGACCAGGAGAGUCAAGAAGGGCUUCCGAGCCUGGUACUCGGGCUAUUUUGGAGCAGCCUCGCUCUUCACUAAUCGGAUGUUUGUCGCCUUCGUUUUCUGGGCUCUGUUUGCCUACAGCAGCUUUGUCGUCCCCUUCAUCCACCUCCCAGAAAUAGUCAAUUUGUAUAAUUUAUCCGAGCAAAACGAUGUUUUCCCUCUGACCUCAAUUAUAGCAAUAGUGCAUAUCUUUGCGAAAGUGAUCCUGGGCGUUGUGGCCGACUUACCUUGCAUCAGCGUUUGGAAUGUCUUCCUGAUGGCCAACUUCACCCUCGUCCUCAGUAUUUUCAUCCUGCCGCUGGUGCACACGUACGCCGGCCUGGCGGUCAUCUGCGCCCUGAUAGGGUUUUCCAGUGGUUAUUUCUCCCUGAUGCCCGUAGUGACUGAAGACUUGGUUGGGAUCGAGCACCUGGCCAACGCCUACGGCAUCAUCAUCUGUGCCAAUGGCAUUUCCGCGCUGCUCGGGCCACCGUUUGCAGGCUGGAUCUAUGACAUCACAGAAAAAUAUGAUUUUUCCUUCUAUAUAUGUGGCUUACUCUACAUGGUAGGAAUACUCUUUUUACUCAUUCAACCGUGUAUUCAAAUUAUCGAACAAUCCAGAAAAAAAUACAUGGAUGGCUCACAUGUUUAG